ACCCAUACGAUCUCCCACCCUUCAGCUCCACUUCUGCUCUUGCUUUGAGCCCACACUCUCCCAGACAGCCCACGCUGAUGUCUAAGGCUCUGGGAAGCCAGAGGGCAGGAGCUGCCAUAGGCCAGGCCAGAGGAGAUGGAGGCUGGGAGGGGGGAAUCCCAGCCGAGCGGAGGUCUGGGAGCUGGGGAGAGGUGGGAGCUGUGAUAGCCCAGGCCAGAGGAGAUGGAGGCCAGGGUGAGAAUCUCAGCUGAAGGGGGAGCUGGAGGUCAGAGGGGAGGGAGCUGCCAUUGGCUGGGCCAGAGAAGAUGGAGGCUGGGAUGGGGCUGGGUCUCUGGGAGGAGCUGCCCAGAGACAAAAGACCUAGACAAGGAUUUCAGCCGUUCAGCAUUCCCAGGAACUUGUACAAGAACUGGCCUUUCCCUCUGUAAGGCAGGGGCUGCAGCAGUUUGCCGGAGCCGACAUGGCCUCACAGAGCAGCGAGGGCAUCAUCAAGCUGUCGAGGGAGGAGCUGGAGGCCCUGAAAGCUGCCUUUGAGGAGGGGAACCUUGCCGGAGUGGCCUCCAGACUGCAGGAGAUGCUGGAGUCACUGGAGAGCAUCCACCUGGACAUGGGCAUCACAGGCGAGACUGGCUCCGGAAAGUCGUCCUUCAUCAAUGCCCUGCGGGGCCUGGAUGAUGAGGAUGCAGGUGCCGCCUGCACUGGUGUGGUGGAGACCACCAGGGAGCCGACUCCAUACCAGCAUCCCCGGUACCCCAACUUGACCAUCUGGGACCUGCCGGGGAUUGGCAGGCCUGAUUUCCAUCCUGACGCCUACCUGGAGCAGGUCGGCUUCCCGCGCUACGACAUCUUCAUCAUCAUCGCCUCACAGUGCUUCACCACCAACCACGCUGCUCUGGCCCGCCACAUCCAGGCCAUGGACAAGAGCUUCUACUUCGUCCGCUCCAAAGUGGACGUGGACCUGGAUUCCUCCCUCAGGUGCCGGCCAUCCAGCUACGGUGAGGUAGAGGUGCUGCAGGAGAUCCGGCAGAACUGCCUGGAAGGUCUGCAGGCCCAAGGCAUCCGCUCACCCCAGGUCUUCCUCCUCUCGGCCUUUGAUCUCAGCAAGUAUGACUUCCACCUCCUGGGGGAGAUGCUGGAGAGGGAGCUGAGCAACCACAAGCGGCACGCCUUCCUGAUGGCCCUGCCCAACAUCUCCCUGCACAUCCUGGAGAAGAAAAAGGCAGCAAUGUUGGAACACAUGUGGCUGGUCUCCACCGUGGCCUGCGGUAUCCAUGCCGCGCCCAUUCCAGGGCUCCUGAUCUCCUGCGAUGUGGAUGUCCUGGCCAGGACCUUGCAAGGUUACUGCAAGGGCUUUGGCCUGGAUGAUGACUCUCUGGAGAAGCUGGCAGCACAAAUGGGGCAGCCGGUAGAGCAGAUGAAGGCCGUGAUCAAGUCUCCAUUGGCCAAGGAGAUCUCCAACAUCCUGGUGGUGCAGCUGUUGCUACAGGCAGGCAGUGAGGCACCUAAGCUAGCCAAAGAGGUGCUGAGCUCUGUCCCGCUGCUGGGCUCGCUUGCAUCUGGAGCACUGUCUUUUGCCACCACGUACAAGAUGCUGAGGAGCUUUGUGAAUGCAGUGGCUGCUGAUGCCCAGAGGGUGCUUAUUAAAGCUUUCAACUUGGAUGCUAAGAAGUGAGCCAGAAAGGAGGAGGAGAGAGAGA
Messenger RNA from Dermochelys coriacea (leatherback sea turtle), 1697 nucleotides. Its product is annotated as interferon-inducible GTPase 5-like. The transcript has a single exon. Gene Ontology annotation, molecular function: GTP binding; GTPase activity. The record is from RefSeq and is a predicted model, not a curated record. Lineage: Eukaryota; Metazoa; Chordata; Testudines; Dermochelyidae. The coding region runs from base 461 to 1672 and encodes 403 amino acids. Gene Ontology annotation, cellular component: membrane.